AUGACAAGUAACAAUAUAGAACCUUAUCCUGGUUAUUCAGGUAAAUUCACAACAUGGUCAUAUGCUGAAUUUUUGGCUACUCAACGAAAUAAGAUACUUAUGUUGCCGCCUUUUUUGAAUGAAUGGUUUCAUCUUGAUGGACGUUGGGUUAAUCGAUUUCUUGUUGAAGCAAGAAAUUUGGAUCCAGAUAAUUUUAACAAUAUAGUAAGAUCUGAACGUGCAAAUAAAACCUUUCAGAUUUAUUGGGAAGGAAUUAUUUAUGAACGGAAAGAGAUGCAAACAAAUAGAAUACAUCUUUCGACAAGCAUGGAUUUUUUAGGUAUUGCUUGCAAUCAAAAUUUUCAACAAAUAACCUCUAGAGGUUAUUUAAAAACUUUUCCUGAAACAAGUGAAUCCGGAGCAACCUCAUUACAAAAUAAUCAUGUACAUUCUUAUAUUAUAUGUGAUCAUGACGAAAAAGUAAAAGCACUGUUCAGUGAAGAUGAUUGGACAGAACUUACUAAAAAACCUUUAUUACCAUCUGUCGAAUAUGAAGUUGGAAAAGAACUGGCUAAAUAUAUGAAGGAAAAUCUUAUAGAACUUCGCCAAGAAGUUAUGUGUAAUUUUCUAAAAGAAGGUGAAGUUUACGAUCCAAAAGAGCAUUAUAUAAAAGAAUGGAUUCAACUUACUUUAAGACAUUUAUGCAACCUUUAUGAAAAUCUUUCUUUCCCUUUGUGCCGAGAACAAUAUGAAGACUGGUUUACAGUUAAUCUAUUUGGAAUUUGUUUUGAUUUUUUGAUGAGACAUCCAAGAAUGUCAACAGAUAUAAAAAGGACAGAUGCUCUAUCGACUGCCUCAGCAAAUAGAAAAAAUCGUGCUAGACAAUUUAAACAAAGAAAAUUGACCGGUAGAAAAAUUGAUGGAAUUAUUCAUCAUCCAACUUACAAUUUAGAGUUAGCUGCAAUAGAAGCCGCAAAGUCUUUUGUUAACUAUGGUGAUAAGAAAUAUCUUACAGAAUAUUUUAAAAUGCCUAAGACUUUGAAAGAUAUUUUGGUUGAUAUGAUUAGAACAAGACAAUGCGCUAAUGAAAAAGUGAAUCAACUGGUAGCUAUUGGCAUUCUACAUUUUCGGUAUAACAUUCAGUUUGCACGAUUGUGGAAAGCUGGAGGAUCUGUAUGUAUCUUUUCUAGAGAUGAUGUUUACAGUAUCUCAGACCAUUUUUCUCGAGCAGGCAUUUUGGAUUUUCUUAAAUUUUUAAAAGCAAUUGUGCGAAGCCAGAUUACAAUCGAAAACAAUUUAAAAAUACUUGGACUAAUUGAACCGAAGACUUCAGAAAAAGAGGAUUUUGAGGAAAAGGAUCUUAUCUCGGAAAUAUUGAAUGAUGGUCAGGAUGUUCGGCGAACAACUCUCAAAGAUAUCAUUAAAGCGGAUUGCUUUCCAACACCAAAUAAAAGAAAAAGCGAAUCAAUUAAAACAAAAAACGGAUCAAGUAAAACAAAAAGGAUGGAAAAUAAAAGGAGAAUAACAUAA
Cetraspora pellucida is the source of this 1509-nucleotide messenger RNA. Lineage: Eukaryota; Fungi; Glomeromycota; Glomeromycetes; Diversisporales; Gigasporaceae. The record is from the annotation of a GenBank genome assembly.